Seminavis robusta is the source of this 2340-nucleotide messenger RNA. The record is from the annotation of a GenBank genome assembly. Lineage: Eukaryota; Bacillariophyta; Bacillariophyceae; Naviculales; Naviculaceae.
AACUUUUAAAAAAAACUGAGUCAGAAAAAUGAGCGGCUUGGAAUGGAUCCAUGGAAGCCUCAUCGCAACCCUCAACCCACAACCAACACUACCAUAGGAAACCCGAUUCACAACACUACCAACACUAACUACAGUACACCAGGAGUAGUCUAACGUAACCUGCAGCACAUACAUUGCAACCAUGAAGCCCCUCCCUUUCCUCUGUUGUUAUUGGAUUUCCUUUUUGUUGGCUACCUCACCCGUAAAGGCAUGGGUAUUUCCAACAAGAGUUCUACCAACUGCCAUUACUACUACUACUAAGGAAAGACAUGUUGUGUUCGCCAAAACGGCACUGUCAGUAAGCCCGACGGAAUUUGGGGCAUUUGGGGAUGGUGAGACUGGGAAAAGUCUCGAAGUAGUUGUCGACAGCAACCAACCGUUGUUGCCCUUGCGGGAAUUGUAUCCUGCCAGUACAGCUCGCUAUAACGGAACUCUCUCCGUGGAUUCCAUUCAUACUCUGUAUUACGAAGUGCAUGGCAAUAAUGAUAAUAAUAAUGAUGGAACACCACAACGAGCCGCCUUGUUUCUACACGGUGGACCCGGAGCGGGUUGUACUGCCAACCACGCUCGAUUCUUUGAUCCAGAUCUCUACGACACCAUUGUACUGUUUGAUCAACGAGGCUGUGGAAAAAGCACGCCUCGUGGUAUGGUCCACAACAAUACACUGGAGCAUUUGAUUCAAGAUUGUGAAUCCUUGCGACAACACAUUCUUGGCGUCCAUGGCGUGUGGCACACCAUUUUGGGAGGAUCCUGGGGAUCCACACUUGCCAUUGCGUAUGCCCAAGAGUAUCCACAGUGCGUCAAAUCCUUGGUCCUUCGUGGCGUCUGUUUGCUACGGCCGGCGGAAGUCGAUUGGUUGUUUACACCGCAGGGUGGAGCCGCCCAACAAAAUCCAGAAGCGUGGCAGACAUUUGCCAACACUGUGAUGGACGACGACGAAGAAACUAGUAGUACUGAUACUGAUGACCAUCGCAGUGUACUCCACAAGUACUAUGAUUGCUUCUUUGGAACCAACACGACCAAGCGAUGGAUGGCAGCCAGAGGUUGGAUGACGUGGGAAUUCACCGUUUCGGCAUCCUACAAAAAGGACCUAACGUCAGAGGACAGUCCUGCCGUGCUAGUGUCCUAUUCCGAUCCGGGUGGUUGGGCUUACCAAGAUCGAUACGGUAGAGUCUUGGAACCCGAGGAGAUUCUUGAUGACUCACAACUGGAUGCGGCUGCCAAUGACAUGCCACAUAAACUCCGACAAGGGCUGCCACCACAACAAUCACCAUCUGCCCAGCAACGCAGACACAUGGCGCUGACUGACUUUGAAGCAGCUCAGAAGGAAACCAUGGGAAACUUUAGUGGUCUUCCGGCAAUGCCCAUGCUCACGUGCUACUAUUCGACCAACGAUCGCCAUGUUAUGAUGGCGGAUCUCUUGUCGACGAGGAUGGACUCCAUACGGAACCUUCCUUGCAUUGCCGUGCAAGGGGGGCGCGAUCCCAUUUGUCCUCCCGACACGGCGAUGGACGUCAAACAACAAUGGCCUGGGAUGGAACUACGAAUUCCACUAAAUGCCGGACACUCCAUGUACCAUCCCGAACUCGUACAUGAGCUUGUCCAGGCGACGGAUCGGGUGGGUCGAUUUGUCACCUGAAUACGGUGGUGGUUGGCAAAAUCAAAAAACCAACUGUCAUGAGGGCCUCACUUUGGCUGAAUGGGGGAAGAAUGCAUUCAUUCAGUCUGUGAAAAAUGACUGUACGGGCUAGCCUAGCUAGCAUAGUGCACCGCGAGAGGAGUCUCGUGUUUCAGAGGCAAAGUAGCUAUCAGCACAAACUGAAACGGAAGCGGUGUGUGGUCAGCAUGUAAUAGACCAAGACUGUUUGCAGGUGCCGGCAUUGCUUGCUCUCUAGUUGGAGACUUCGGAGCCGCCUUUCUCAAAAAAUGCUCCUUGGCUGAACUGGUUGCUUUCAAAUCAAGGCAAUUCGAAUGGUUCGAUUGAAUCGAAUCGAAUCGAAUCGAAUUGAACCAAACGCUUUCUUUUCUUGGGAUCCGGGACUUCAAACUGAACGUAAGAAAAGUUUUACGCCUCCGCUCCCGCUCCCUUGACAUUAAGAUAUCUCUGAGUUUGCUUCCAUACUAGGGAAUCUUAGCAUUGUCACAAAUAGUCCUACUGAACUUAUAUCUUCUAAAGCUCAGGAUUCAUCACCAGGGUAAUGUAGUAUCUUAACAUUUGAUUAGGAAGAGAAUGCUAUGGGGCAUUUCUACUCUGCUUCACACCUUACUCAGCACACUCUAAGGUGAAGAGAGGAAAGAGCC